Jatropha curcas is the source of this 1323-nucleotide messenger RNA. It is a transcript of the gene FAD6, whose product is annotated as fatty acid desaturase 6. Gene Ontology annotation, biological process: lipid metabolic process. Gene Ontology annotation, molecular function: oxidoreductase activity. The record is from RefSeq and is marked provisional. NCBI's taxonomy places the organism in Eukaryota, Viridiplantae, Streptophyta, Magnoliopsida, Malpighiales, Euphorbiaceae.
AUGGAUUGCAGAAUUGCAGAUUCUGCCUUUCUCUUCAUGAAUCCCCAACCAAGGCCAAUUCGUUGUCGGAGUACUCUAACCCAUUGCUCUCCAGGAAUCCAUCGCCUAACAUGGGAUAGGCUUAUUAAGAAGGGAGAGAAACAGAAACAAUUUUUGCUUCACGUGAAAAGGAUUAAACCUGUACAAGCAGUAGCUUUUCCAGUUGCACCAUCUUCAGACAGUGCUCAGUACAGAAAACAGUUAGCUGAAAGUUAUGGCUUCAGGCAAAUUGGAGAACCGCUUCCAGAAAAUAUUACUUUAAGGGAAAUCAUUGAUACUCUGCCGAAAAAGGUGUUUGAGAUUGACGAUGUGAAAGCAUGGAAGUCAGUUUUGGUAUCAGUCACUUCAUACGCGCUAGGGCUCCUUAUGAUUUCAAAGGCACCUUGGUACCUACUUCCUCUUGCUUGGGCCUGGACAGGGACUGCAAUAACUGGGUUUUUUGUUAUAGGCCACGACUGCGCUCACAAGUCAUUUUCAAGGAACAAAUUAGUGGAAGAUGUUGUUGGAACUCUGGCCUUUCUGCCACUAAUAUAUCCAUAUGAGCCAUGGAGGUUUAAGCAUGAUAGGCAUCACGCAAAAACAAACAUGUUGGCUGAGGAUACUGCUUGGCAUCCUGUUUUGAAAGAGGAAUUUGAUUCGUCUCCCAUUUUCCGCAAGGCAAUUAUAUAUGGAUAUGGCCUAGUUCGACCUUGGAUGUCUAUAGCUCACUGGUUGAUCUGGCACUUUGACAUAAAAAAGUUCAGACCCAAUGAAGUUAAAAGGGUGAAGAUAAGUUUGGCAUGUGUGUUUGCUUUUAUGGCAGUUGGAUGGCCAUUGAUUAUCUAUAAAACAGGGAUCAUGGGAUGGAUCAAGUUCUGGUUAAUGCCAUGGUUGGGCUAUCACUUUUGGAUGAGUACUUUCACAAUGGUGCAUCAUACGGCUCCUCACAUUCCUUUUAAAUCUUCGGAUGAGUGGAAUAUGGCUCAGGCCCAGCUUAACGGAACAGUUCAUUGUGACUACCCUCGUUGGAUCGAGAUCCUCUGUCAUGAUAUCAAUGUUCACAUCCCCCACCAUGUUUCUUCAAAAAUACCAAGUUAUAAUCUAAGGGCGGCUCAUAAAUCCAUUCAAGAGAAUUGGGGAAAGUAUAUAAAUGAGGCUACAUGGAAUUGGCGUUUAAUGAAGACGAUAAUGACAAUAUGCCAUGUUUAUGACAAGGAGCAAAAUUACAUAGCUUUCGACAAGAUUGCCCCUGAAGAAUCUCAACCAAUUGAAUUCCUGAAAAGAGUGAUGCCUGAUUAUGCUUGA